This is a messenger RNA of Aspergillus melleus, 183 nucleotides long. RefSeq lists its product as uncharacterized. Bases 1 to 183 code for a protein of 60 amino acids. The transcript has a single exon. NCBI's taxonomy places the organism in Eukaryota, Fungi, Ascomycota, Eurotiomycetes, Eurotiales, Aspergillaceae. The record is from RefSeq and is a predicted model, not a curated record.
AUGACCAACACGCUGAAGACAUUGGGCAUCGCUGCCACUGCACGCGUGCCAUGCUGGCCUAAAGAUAUCCCUGCAGCCGCUCGUCGCCCCCGGGAUGAGCUCCUUGAUGGACUGGAGGAGAGUGAUGAGGGCGGUGUUCACGAUCAAUUCUCCAUGCUUCUGGUCGCGUUGUAUUCGGUGUAA